Pecten maximus is the source of this 579-nucleotide messenger RNA. RefSeq names its product putative nuclease HARBI1. The coding region runs from base 1 to 579 and encodes 192 amino acids. Lineage: Eukaryota; Metazoa; Mollusca; Bivalvia; Pectinida; Pectinidae. The transcript is spliced from 4 exons. The record is from RefSeq and is a predicted model, not a curated record.
AUGGAAGUAACGAAGUUAAAACAGAUCAGAACUGGCAACAAACGGGCCAUCACACGUCUACUGACCAAGAUUGAAGAAUUUCGACGCAAUGAAGACUUGACGGGCAUGCCACAGGUAUUGGGAUACAUUGAUGGGACAUUUGUCAGGAUAUCUACACCAAGAGAAAAUGAACCUGACUAUGUCAAUAGAAAAGGAUUCCAUUCUCUGAAUGUCCAGAUGGUCUGCAACAACAACUUCAUCAUAACAAACUGUGUGGCCCGUUGGCCUGGUUCAUGUCAUGACUCAAGAGUGUUCCGAGAAAGUCAGCUUUGUCAUGACUUUGAAAAUGACCUAUACAGUGGAUUCAUGCUAGGUGACCCAGGCUACCCUUGCCGUAGGUAUUUGAUGACACCAUACAAUCACACCAAUGAGAUCAGACACCGGGAGCGGUUCAAUGGAGCAUUGUGCAGAACUAGAGUGAUCAUUGAACAGACCUUUGGAAUUUUGAAGUGGCGCUUCAACUGCCUAUCAAUUGGUCUGAGAACAAACCCAAACAGGGCAUGCAACGUAUUGUGGCAUGUGCCAUAUUGCACAACAUAG